Molecule: messenger RNA, 2426 nt
Organism: Eurypyga helias (sunbittern)
Lineage: Eukaryota; Metazoa; Chordata; Aves; Eurypygiformes; Eurypygidae
Gene: HELLS
Product: helicase, lymphoid-specific
Exons: 20
Biological process (GO): lymphocyte proliferation; negative regulation of gene expression via chromosomal CpG island methylation; DNA methylation-dependent constitutive heterochromatin formation
Cellular component (GO): pericentric heterochromatin; nucleus
Molecular function (GO): ATP-dependent chromatin remodeler activity; chromatin binding; ATP binding
Source: RefSeq, a predicted model, not a curated record
GCUCGCACUACUUGGGACAGGGAGUCAAGUGAAAUGCGCUAUAAGAGGCUUCAACAUUUGCUUGAAAAAAGCAACAUCUAUUCCAAAUUCUUGCUAACCAAAAUGGAACAGCAGCAACUGGAGGAACAAAGAAGGAAAGAGAAGUUGGAAAAAAAGAGAGAGAUGAUGUUAAAAUCUGCCAAAGGUCAAAACCCAGUUGAUGGCAAAGAGGAGAAAGCAGGUGCAAAAAAGAAGAGAGGAAGAGAAGAUGGGACAUACAAUAUCUCAGAAAUCAUGUCCAAAGAGGAAAUACUAUCGGUGGCAAAAAAAAGUAAAGUGGAAAAUCAGGAUGAAAUCUCUUCUGACAACCUGUGUCCAGAAGACCUGCAGAAAAACGGCGACUCAAAUAGCGUCAUUAAGGAUAGAUUGUGUCAAGCUGUACGACACAGUGCCAAGCAAUUCCUUGAUCCAGUACGGAAAUUUAACGGACAACCAGUGCCUUUUCAGCAGCCAAAGAUUUUUACUGGAGGUGUAAUGAGGUGGUACCAAGUGGAAGGCAUGGAGUGGCUACGGAUGCUUUGGGAAAAUGGUAUCAACGGCAUUUUAGCUGAUGAAAUGGGGUUGGGAAAGACAAUCCAGUGUAUUGCAACGAUAGCACUGAUGGUGGAGCGAGGAGUCCCUGGUCCAUUCUUAGUAUGUGGUCCUUUGUCUACUCUUCCAAAUUGGAUGUCUGAAUUCAAGAGAUUUACUCCAGAGAUUCCCCUCAUGCUCUAUCAUGGAGCUCAGCAGGACCGUCGCAAAUUGCACUGCUUCUGGAAAUACCUGAUAGUAGAUGAAGGGCACCGAAUUAAAAAUAUGAACUGCCGCCUUAUCAGAGAAUUGAAACGAUUUAAUGCAGACAAUAAGCUCCUGUUGACCGGUACUCCCCUGCAAAACAACCUGGCAGAGCUUUGGUCGUUGCUUAACUUCCUGUUGCCAGAUGUGUUUGAUGAUUUGAAAAGCUUUGAAUCCUGGUUUGAUAUUACCAGUGUUACAGAAACUGCCGAAGAUAUUAUUGCUAAAGAAAGGGAGCAAAACAUCUUGCAUAUGCUGCAUCAGAUUUUGACACCUUUCUUACUGAGAAGACUGAAAUCUGAUGUUGCUCUUGAGGUUCCUCCUAAACGAGAAGUUGUGGUAUAUGCACCGCUGACAAAGAAGCAAGAAACUUUCUAUACUGCCAUUGUAAAUCGCACCAUUAGCAAACUGCUUGGAAAUAAUGAGGAAGAAGUAGUUGAGUUGAGUCCUACAGGCCGACCAAAACGUCGUCGUCGGAAACUGGUUGAUUAUUGUGAAGAACGUAAUGAUUCACCUGAUGACUUGGAAAAAUUGAUCAGCAAAAUGCAAGCGGAAGUAGAAAAAGAGAGGCCGGUGGUAGAAGUGAGCAUUCCCAUGGAUUCAGAGGUGAACCUUAAACUGCAGAAUAUUAUGAUGUUACUGAGGAAAUGUUGCAAUCACCCCUAUCUUAUUGAAUACCCGUUGGACCCUGCUACACAACAAUUCAAGAUUGAUGAAAACUUAGUCAAGAAUUCAGGCAAGUUUCUGCUCUUGGAUCGAAUGCUCCCAGAACUGAAGAAGAGAGGACAUAAGGUCUUGUUAUUCUCACAAAUGACUAUGAUGCUUGACAUUUUGAUGGAUUACUGUUACCUGAGAGACUUCAAAUUUAGUCGAUUGGAUGGCUCGAUGUCCUACUCGGAGAGAGAAGAGAAUAUGCAUCAAUUUAAUACUGACCCUGAAGUCUUCCUGUUCUUAGUGAGUACAAGAGCUGGAGGCCUGGGCAUUAACUUAACUGCGGCAGAUACGGUUAUCAUAUAUGAUAGUGACUGGAACCCCCAGUCGGACUUGCAGGCCCAAGACAGGUGUCACAGAAUUGGCCAGACAAAGCCGGUGGUUGUUUAUCGUCUUGUGACAGCAAAUACUAUUGACCAGAAGAUUGUGGAGAGAGCUGCUGCCAAGAGGAAGCUGGAAAAGCUGAUUAUCCACAAAAAUCAGUUUAAAGGUGGGAAGUCUGGUCUAGCACAGUCAAAGAGCUGCCUGGAUCCUCAGGAAUUAUUAGAAUUACUGAAAUCCAGAGACUAUGAGAGGGAGGUUAAAGGAUCUAAAGAGAAAGUAAUCAGUGAUAAAGAUCUAGAGUUACUCUUGGAUAGAAGUGAUCUUAUUGAUCAAAUGAAGGCCUCUGAAAAACUGAAAAAGGAAAAAAUGGGUGUCUUCAAGGUCCUAGAAGAAUCGUCGGAUUCCAAUGCAGAAUGUGUGUUUUAAUGUUAAAAUGUGGUCUGUAGGUUUACAGGACAAAUGUAGGGCUGGCAUCAGAUCUCCCAGAGAUGUCGCUUACAGAUCCUGAUCCUUCAUGCUGACUUUGUUUAAGGCCUUGUUCAAAUCCCUUGUGUUCUUUCAGUGAAUUUUAACAUGUU